This is a messenger RNA of Pyricularia oryzae 70-15, 471 nucleotides long. RefSeq lists its product as uncharacterized. Bases 1 to 471 code for a protein of 156 amino acids. NCBI's taxonomy places the organism in Eukaryota, Fungi, Ascomycota, Sordariomycetes, Magnaporthales, Pyriculariaceae. The transcript is spliced from 4 exons. The record is from RefSeq and is a predicted model, not a curated record.
AUGUGUGAGUGCGUGGUCUUGCAUGGCCCAUCUUGGCUUGGGUCGUUGACAGCCAGGGCGUUGAGGUCGCAGUACUGCUACACAGUACCACGACAAGGUGCCGUACUAGAACCACCUGGGCCUAGUACUGGUAAGCUAAGUAAGGUAGGCAGGACCCUGGAUUCCCAUAGCAUAUUUACCGUAGCAAAACAAAACCAAAAUGAUGCUGGCAACGACGACAUUUCGACCUUGGUUGCGUUGCUCUCCGAAGCUCCAGCCAGUCCUGUACUGUCCCUAUACCUAAAACUCAGCUCUGGGAUGACCCCCACUUCCCGUCUGAGCUGGAACCCACCAAGCCCCCCCAUCUUCACCAUUUUUACCACGAGGCAGUGGAGGCUCACAGGGGUUUUAAGUAGUAAAAUGCCCAGUGGAACUGGGAUAGGGAUAGUCCCAACGUCCCCCAUGUCCGAAAGCGAGAGCAGUGAAGCGUGA